This is a messenger RNA of Rotaria sp. Silwood1, 6477 nucleotides long. Lineage: Eukaryota; Metazoa; Rotifera; Eurotatoria; Philodinida; Philodinidae. The record is from the annotation of a GenBank genome assembly.
AUGGCGUUGACAUUAUUUUUAUUUAAAGUUUCUAAUCUGGAAGGUUCCAAUUCUAAAGUAGAAGCUACUGGUGAAAAUGAUGAUCAAUCAAUAUCUGAUAUGCCAUCAACACAAUUUAUUAGUGAUGAAAACGUGACAUUACUGAGUGCUAAAGUCAUAUUUCGAGGUAUUAAUCUAUGGUCCAAUAAUGUACGCAUACGUGAUGGUACAGCAAAUUUUAUUGCACGUGGAAAUAAACCAAAGAAGUUUAAUUUCAAUUUAGCAACUAUGUUAGUACCAGAGGAUCAAUUACGCAUCGAAUUUUAUACGAUCAAUGCAAAGAAAAAACGGAAAAAAUUGAUUGCAAUUUUUGAAAUAAUGCUCGAAGGUUUAAUCGAUUCAAAAUAUAUUGAUUUACCUGAAGAAAAUUUAUCUGAUCCAAAUAAUUACUUAUUACCAGCAACCGUACAACUUAAACUAUAUUAUACACCACCAGAUAUUGAUAAACAACUUGCUGCAUUGGGUUAUGGCGACACAGUUGAGUUGGUCGAUUGGAGAAGUAUGUUUGAUGAUGAAGGACGACAUGGUGGUCAUCGAUAUAGACAUGUUCAUUCAAAACAUGAUAGUCGAAUAAAAAAACUUCGUACAAAAUUAGCCGGUCGUACAGAUGAUGCUGAUACGGAUUCACAUAGUGAUACUGAUUUUGAAGAAGAUCAACAUUCUCAAAAAUUUUCUGGACCUACUGAUCCAAAUGAAAAGAUAAGAACGGAACAUAAUAAUUUAGAAUUAUUAGAAAAAAGUUUGGGUCGAUAUGUUGGUGACGUAUAUGAAAUGACCGAAUGGCAAGUUAUGGUACAUGUUAUACAAGGACGAGAUUUUCCUGGACUUAAUAUCAAUCCAUAUGUUAGCGUUCAAAUUGAUGAUCAAAAACGAUAUACAAGUAUACAAAAGUCUUGUAAUUCACCAUAUUUUGGUGAAUUCUUCACAUUUGAUUUUAUACUACCAGCUACAAAAUUUAUGGAAAAAGUUAUAUUUAUCAAAGUUCAUGAUGCUGUUAAAAUAAUUAGUACAUUUACAGAUACAAAACCAAUAGGAAUAUUUCGAUUAGAUGUAUCAACAGUCUAUAAUGAAAAAGAACAUGCAUUUGAACGAAAAUGGGCUCAAUUAAUUAAUCCAGAAAAUAUUGGAGCGUCUUGUGGUCAUUUACUUCUUUCAAUAUCUGUUACACAACGUGGUGUUCCAACAAAAAAUGUUGUUAGCGAAGGAGUACAUGAUGAUGAUGAAUUUAAACCAUCAAAAACUUUAAUUCCUGCAGCUAUGCCUCGACGUUUAUUUCCUGUACAAUUAAAAAUAAUUCUUUUUACUGCAACUGAAUUACCUGAAAUGAUGACUGAUUUUUUAGCAUCGGUUUCAAAAAAAAUUCUUCAAUCAGAUACAUGGGAACCAGUUGAUCCUUACGUUGAAGUUACAUAUGAUACAAUGAAGGCUACAACAGAAGCUCGUAAUGGUACAACACCUGUUUGGGGUGAAGCACUUUAUUUAGUUGGCCGUUUUCCACCACUUGUACGAACAAUUAAAAUAACUCUUAAAGAUCGUGCAGCUGUUCAAAAAGAUCGUAUUAUUUCAUCAUUUUUUAUUGAUCUUUUUCUCAUAAGUGAAAGUAAUCCAUCAGCUGGUUUUCUACCAACAUUAGGUCCAACAUGGAUGUUUUUAUAUGGAAGUCCAAGAGAAUAUAAAAUAAGUACAGAACAAGAUGGUCUUAGUGAAGGAAUGGGUGAAGCAGUUUCUUAUAAAGGACGAAUACUUAUGGCUAUUGAAUGUCAUCCAAUUACUGCAGAAAAUACACCAAAUAUGAAUAUACAAAAAGAAACUGGUAUACAAUUUCCUGAAGCAUAUAUAUUUCCAAUGAAACGUACAUUUCUUUUAUUUGGUUGUAUUUAUGAUGUCAGUAUGAUUGAUAAAUCAUUUGGUAGUGCAACAAUUUGUUUUGAAUUAAGUAUUGGUCCAAGUGGAUAUUUAAAUCCACAAGAAUUAGUAAAUGCAAAUCAUAAUCCUGUUUCAUCAUUAACACGAGCUUAUCCACGUAUUUCAAUUGAUAAUAAUAAAGAUUAUUUUCGUUUACCAAUUGAUUUACAAAAACCAAUAUUAUUUACAAAAUAUAUAUUUCAUGAUUAUAUCUAUCGUAUGACAUUAUCAAAUCGUCUAAAACAUAUAUCAAAAUAUUUAUAUGAAAAAAUUCGUGAAUUUGAAUUGAAAAUUAAUUCAAAGGCGUCAAAUGAAAUUCUGAUAGAAGAAUAUCGAAAAAUUGAAAAUUAUGUUCAUACAUUACCUUGUGGAUGUGCUGAACAUAUGAAGAAUAGUGAAAAUUUAGGUACUAUACCUGUUGUUCAUCCAAAUUUAUACGAAUUAUUAAAUUCGACUUCACCAACUAUUAAAAUGAAUCAAUUAGAUAUUAAACGAUAUAAAAAAAUUCUUCAUAAUAUUGAAUCAAUUAAAACAUGGAUUUCAAAAGAAGUUGAUUUUGAUGAAUCAAAACGAUAUGAAAUUGUUAAGGAUUUAAAUAAUAUAGCUCGUGCAUUUCAACAAAUGGCUACUGAUGCACAACCAUCUUUACCUGAUAUAUUUUUAUGGAUGAUAUGUGAUUCAAAACGAGUAGCUUAUGCACGUUUUCAACCUGAAGAUCUUCUUUUUAAUUUUUGUCACGGUGAAAAAGGUUUAUAUAAUGGUCAUGUACAAACUAUUUUUCUCAAAACACCACGUUCAACAGAUAAACCAUUAAAUAAAUCAACAAAUGCAAAAGUACAAAUCUAUCUUUGGCUUGGUAUUGAAGAACAUGAACCGGUAAUAUUUAAACAAUUACCUGCUGGCUUUGAUAUGCCAUCAUUACCGUUGAAUCCUCAAUUGAAAUCUAUACGAUAUAAUGCACGAACUUUUUAUGAAUUACGAUGUCAUUGUUAUAAAGCAAGAACGUUAAUUGCUGCGGAUGAAACAGGUUUGUCUGAUCCUUAUUUAAGUAUUACGGUUGGUAAUGAAACACAAAUAACUCCAAUUCUUAAAGAAUCAUUAUGUCCACAAUGGAAUAUAACAUUAACUUUUCGAAAUUUGGUACAUGUUGGAACUCGAGAAACAGCUGAAGAAAUUAUUGGAAACGUUGUUGUCGAAUGUUAUGACUAUGAUGAUAGUGGUGAUGGUCCAGAUUUAAUUGGACGUUUUUCCACAACAGCUAAACUUGAUUUAUUUGGUCAAGAUGAUGCGAGAUCACAGUCUUUAUUUAAAUGGUAUGAAUUUAAACUUGGUGAAAAACAAGCCGGAGAACUUCUAGCUGUAUUUGAACUUGUUGAACUCAAUCCGGAAACACGAGAAGCUGAAAUUGCAUUUGAACUUCUAGAAAUUCCAGUAACAGCAGAGAAUUAUCCACCAACAGAUUAUAUUACUAAUAUUAUGAAAAAUAAAAUUUAUCAAAUUCCAUUAUUACUAAUACCUGAUUAUAAAACUUAUCAAAUUGAAAUUAUGUUUUGGGGUCUACGUGAAUGUCGUACGAUUAAUCUUCAACCAAUUCAACAAGCUGAAGUAACCAUUGAAUGUUCUGGUGCACGUGUAACAAGAUCAAUAAAAAAUGUACAAAAAUAUCCAAAUUUUGAAGUAUCAUCUACUGAAGCAGACAAAUAUACACUUAUUGUUAAUUUACCAAAUGAUAAUAAUUUUUGGCCACAUUUAAGUAUACUUUGUGUACAAAAUCGUCUUUUUGGAAUGAAAGAAGUCAUUGGCAAUCUAGUUGUAACUAAUUUACAAAAAUAUCUUGAAAAACCUGUUCAACCUUUAACAACAACUGGUCAAGCUGUUGCUGAUGCUGUAAAUGAAUUAUCAAAAAGGAUACCAUACGAUUUUAAUCGUGUACGAAGAUCAGUUAUUGAUGCAUAUGAAGCUGCACUAGCGGAACAGGAUGAGAGUUUACGAAAAACAAAAUUAGAUGAGUUUGAAAACAGUGUUGGUCGUAAUGAAGAUCGUAAUGAUAGUCUAGCACCUAUUAUCAGUGCUGACUCAUCGGGACAAAAGAAAAAAGACGGUGAUGGAUCUGAUGGAAAAACAGAUAAAGAAAAAAAUGGUUUAAAUGAGUCUGAUCCGACACUUGAAUCAUCUAUUGAUAAGAAACAUGGAGAUGAACCUUUAACAACGUUAGAAAAAAUCAGAAGAAAUGAAAUGGAAAAAACAGCUGGAUGGUGGCAUAAAUAUUAUGCAUCAAAAGCCAAACUAAAAUUGAUAAAUCGAUCUGCUAUAGAUAUGAAUGAAGGUUUAAAAGAUAGUUAUGAUGCUUAUGCCGAAUUUUUUGACGAUGAAACAGCACUUGUUGCCAGAAAACGUUUGAGUUUAUGGAAUAGAGCUAAAAAAAUAUUUCUACGUGUUGGAAAAGCUCAAAAAAAAUUACGACAUUUAGCAGCUGAUAAAAUGGACCCGUUCGAAGACUCUGAAAAAUCGAAAUCAGCUGUUGAUGAAAGUUUAGACCUUAUUGAAAUUGAUCGUCUUAAAGAAUUAACAUUAAUACAAACAUUUGAUAUAAUUGAAACAGAAUUAGAAAAUGUUCAUGAUUAUGAAGGUUUUAAUGAUUGUCUUGAUUCAUUUCCUUUAUAUAAAGGUAAAGGUUCCAGUCGAUCAGAUGAAAUCGGUGAUGAAAAACGUAUCUAUACAAAGUUUAAGGGUAAAUUUCGUAUUCGAGAAAUUCCAUCAACAACUUCUUCGCGAGGAAUUCGAAUGGAUAGAGCAAGUUCUAUGGGUCCACUGUCUUUUCAUGGAGCUUUUGCAAAUCCUGACAUGAAAGCAGUUUUACAAUCAAAAAAUGAUUCAGCUAUACCAACAAAUCAACUAAUGCUUCAAUUUGAUUUUAAUAAAAAUCCCAUAACACUAAAAUGUCGAUUAUAUAUAAUAAAAGCUUUAUUAUAUCGUGGUUGGGAUCAAUCAGGCAAAGCAGAUCCAUUUAUAAAAAUUCUAUUAAACAAUGACACUAUAAUUGAUGAUCUUGAAGGAAAACUUCAUAAUACAUUAGAACCUGUUUUUGGCAAAUCAUAUGAAUUUGACGUUCAAUUACCUCUUCAAUCCUUAAUACGUGUACAAUUAUGGGAUUGGGAUAUGACAAGUUCUAAUGAUAUGAUUGCUGAAACAAAAAUUGAUAUUGAAAAUCGUUGGUUUUCAUGUCAUAGAGCAACAUGUGGUUUACCAAAAAGAUAUGACAGUGCGGGUUAUAAUACUUGGCGUGAUACAAAAAAACCAACAAUAAUUUUAACUGACUUAUGUCGAACAAUCGAUUUGAAUGUACCCGUUUAUUCGGAAGAUUUUCGCUCAGUAGCAAUCGGUGAUGAAAGUUUUGAAUGUGAUCCUUUAUGUGUUGAAUUUAUAAGGAAUGCAAAAUCAUCCGUUGAUACAUUGCAUCGAAAAGCUCAUCAUGAAUCACCUGAAGAAUAUAUACGACAAAAUACAGCAUUAGUUGCUCUACAUGAAUGGGGAAGAAAAAUUAAUCCAAAAGGUGCUUUGGUCGCUGAACAUAUUGAAUGUCGAUCACUUUUUAAUCCAGAAUUUCCUGAAACUGAACAAGGAAAAUUAGAAAUGUGGUUAGAUUUUUUUCCAAUGUCACGACCACCUUCAAGUGCUAUGAUUGAUAUAACACCACCUAAACCGACAUUGUAUCAAUUACGUGUAACUGUCUGGAAUACAUGUGAUGUAGAAUUAAAUGAUGAAAAUUUUCUUACGGGAGAGAAAACAUCAGAUAUUUAUGUUAAAGCAUGGAUUAUAGGAGAAACUAUUGAUGCACAACAAACAGAUAUUCAUUAUCGAUCAUUAACAGGCGAAGGAAAUUUUAAUUGGCGAUUUGUAUUCGAUUUUAACUAUUUAGAUAUAGAAGAAAAAGUUAUUUUCGAAGCAAAAGAUUCUGUAUUUCAAGUUGGUAAUACAACAAAAAAGAUACCACCAAGAUUAAUUGUUCGUGUUUAUGAUGCAGAUUUUUUUUCAGCUGAUGAUUUUCUUGGUGAAUGUAUUAUUAGUCUAACACAUGUACCAUUCGGUGCUAAAACAUCAAAAAAAUGUAAAGCUGAUAUUUUACUUAAUCCAAAACAAAAAGGAAUUAAUUUAUUUGUUAGUAAACGUAUUGCUGGUUGGUGGCCAAUGAUUGCUCCAUUGAAGGAGGGUGAAAUUCGUGAUAAAGCUUUAUUAGGAGGAAAACUUGAAGCUGAAUUAUCACUUGUUACUGCUGAAGAAGCAGAACAAAAUCCAGUUGGUAAAGCACGUGAAGCACCACAGCCACUUGAUGAACCAAAUCGUCCAAAAACAUCAUUUCUUUGGUUUACAUCACCAUGGAAAACAUUACGUUUUGUUAUAUGGCGUAAUUUCAAAUGGGCAAUUAUUCUUGGAAUCGUUAUUUUUAUUUUGGUUAUUUUUCUUUUAAUUGCUCUUUGGACAGUACCCGGUGAAAUAGUUAAACAAGUAGCAACAAAAAUAUUUAAAAAUUAA